Paramecium sonneborni is the source of this 1575-nucleotide messenger RNA. Lineage: Eukaryota; Ciliophora; Oligohymenophorea; Peniculida; Parameciidae. The record is from the annotation of a GenBank genome assembly.
AUUUGAAUAAUGAAUAGUUUACUUUAAGUUUACAUUCAUAUAGAUAUGGAUGCAUAUUAUGCAUAAGCAGAAUAAAAGUUAUUAAAUAUUCCUGAGAAUCAACCAGUAUGUGCAAGACAAUGGAAUAGUUUGAUAGCAAUUAAUUAUCCAGCAAGAGAUGCUGGUAUUAAAAGAGGAAUGUUAAGUGAAGAGGCAUUAAAAUUAUGUCCAGAUGUAUUAUUACCUCAUGUAGAAACAUUUAAAGUAAUUGAUGGUAAAAUGGUAUUCUCAAAUUUAAAAGAUAAAUAUAUAUAGCAUAAUCAAUAUGAAGAGAAAGUAAGUCUAAGAUAUUAUAGAUAAGAAAGUAAAUUGAUAUUUGGUAUUAUUAAGAGAUUUUGUAAUUGUGUUGAAAAGGGAGGAACUGAUGAAGGUUAUAUUCAAGUUAGUGAUAAAGAAAUUGAAAAUAUAUAAUCAAACUAAUUUUAUGGUCAUCUAAUGAAAGAGUUACCUGAAGAUUAUUAAUUAACAGAAUAAGAUUGUUUAUUAAGAAAAGCAUCUUUAUUAUGUUAAAAUAUUCGAGAUGCUAUAUAUACAGAAACUAAAUAUAAAUGUAGUGCAGGAAUCUCUUUUAAUAAAAUGUUAGCUAAAUUAGCAUCUGCUACUAAUAAACCUAAUAAAUAAACUAUCAUUCUAGAAUCUAUGCUUCCUGAAUGUAUAUCUAAUAUAAGCAUUAAAAAAAUAAGAGGUUUUGGAGGUAAAGUUUAAGAAACAUUACUUGAAAGUGGAUUAAAGACUGUUGGUUAAGCUUAAACGUUGUCUAUUUAUGAAUUAUAAUCUUUAUUCGCAGAUAAAGCUUAAUAUAUUUAUGAUAAAUUGAGAGGAUAUGAUGAUGAAUAAGUUAAAAAAGAAGUAGAUUUAAAAAACAAAUCUAUUUUAUCAUUAAAAAAUAUUAAAAAAACAUCUUCAAGAGAAAUUGUCAUUCAAUCCCUUGAACUUAUAAUUCAUGAUAUCACUAUGAGAGUUACUGAUUAUUAUGAAGAUUCUAAUCUAGUACCAUCUGUUUUAGUUAUACAUUAUCAUAAUGUAGAAAAGGGAUCUCAUUAAAAAAGUGAACCUCUUUAUAUUACUUUGCCUUUAGAAAGUUUCAGAUUAACUAUUGAAGAUAGAGUACAUUCCAUUCUAAAUUAAAUAUAAGACAAUGAAUUGUUUCCCCUAAUUCAUAUAGGUAUUAGUUGUAGAUAUUUUAAACCUAUGAUUCAAGGUAUCCAAAAUCCUAUCACUAUGUUUUUUAAAAAAACAUUAGAAUUAUAAGAGUCAGAAAAAUUAGCUAGGGAAGCUCAAUUAUAAGAUAAAAUCAUUUCACCUGAUGAUUAUUACACUUGUAUAAAUUGUUAAGUAGAAAUAUUAAAAAAAGAUAAAGAAUCUCAUGAUGAUUUUCAUAUUGCUCAAAAUUUAGACAAAGAAAUCAAUCCAAAAAAAAGAAAAUAUAAAAGUUAAUUAUAAACUACUAGUAAUUAAUAAAGUAAUGUUAAUUCCAAAUCAAAAAGUAAAUAAAAAGGUUUAACGUCAAUUUUAUAAUUUAUUAAAAAAUAAUGA